AGGGUUUUGGUGAAAGGCUCAACGAACCAGUGGGAGUUUGGGAGACAGGAAUAUCGAACAAAUAAAAAAAAACUGAUUAAGUAAGUGGGGAAUCAUCUAUUUUUGGUUUUGUAUAUAGAUUAAAACUUGAGGGAACAUUAUUGGAAUUUGAUUUGUUUAUUCACCCUUUAUCGACAAAAGUAUAGAUUACCAAUAUUAAGUGGUUUCCUAAUAUUACAUAUUAAUUAUUGGUGUGUCGUUGAUCAUCAAUUAUAUCCGUUGUUGAAAUAAUUUAAUUUUGUAAAAAAUCAAAUCAAUAUCGAUGAGUGUGAACACGCGAGUUUAUUCAGUAUCGAGGGUAUUUGCUGAGGUCAAUAGUAAAAAGCCAAGUGAUUACUGGGAUUAUGAGAAUCACAAGAUUCAAUGGGGAGAUAUUAAGAAUUAUGAGAUAUUAAGUAAGAUAGGUAGAGGAAAGUAUAGUGAAGUAUUUCAAGGGGUUAAUGUAAUAAAUGAUGAACCAUGUGUAAUAAAAGUAUUAAAACCUGUCAAAUUGAAGAAGAUAUAUCGUGAAGUUAAAAUAUUACAAAAUUUAACCGGAGGUCCAAAUGUUGUUGGAUUAUUGGAUAUUGUAAGGGACGAACAACUGAAAAUUCCUGCUUUAAUCUUUGAAAAAAUUAACAAUGUAGACUUUAGAGUCUUAUAUCCUAAAUUCACUAUUAGUGAUAUUCAAUAUUAUUUUACUCAACUUUUAAUUGCAUUAGAUUAUAGUCAUUCAAUGGGUAUUAUACAUCGUGAUGUUAAACCUCAAAACAUCAUGAUUGAUCCCUUAUCUAAAAAAUUAAGAUUAAUUGAUUGGGGGUUGGCUGAAUUUUAUCAUAAGGGAAUGGAUUAUAAUGUUAGAGUUGCAUCAAGAUAUCAUAAGGGACCUGAAUUAUUAAUUAAUUUACAACAAUAUGAUUAUUCUUUAGAUCUUUGGUCAGUUGGUUGUAUGUUGGCUGCUAUAAUAUUUAAAAAGGAACCAUUUUUCAGAGGUGAUUCAAAUAAUGAUCAAUUAGUUCAAAUUGCUAAAGUAUUAGGUACUGAUGAUUUAAUGCUUUAUCUUUCAAAAUAUGGUUUAUCAUUAAGUUCAGAAUAUGAUGAUAUUUUAGGUAAAUAUCCAAGAAAACCAUGGAAAGCAUUUGUAAAUAAGGAAAACAAACAUUUAGUAAGUCCUGAAGUCAUAGAUUUGAUUGAUAAAUUGUUAACUUACGAUCAUCAAUUAAGACCAACCGCAAGAGAAGCUAUGGAUCAUCCGUUCUUCUCUUUAAAACCAUAAGAUUGGUGCAUAAUGGUAAUUCAUUUCCAAUAACUCCAUUUAAUAAUCUUUCCAACACUGCAUUCAUUACUUCAUCUUUGUAUUUUGUUUUUGUUGUUUUGCUUUCUUUGUUAUAAUGAUUUUUAUAAUUGAUAUUUUAUUCUUUAAUUCAAGGAACAUCUU
Scheffersomyces amazonensis is the source of this 1456-nucleotide messenger RNA. RefSeq names its product casein kinase 2 catalytic subunit (gene CKA2). Lineage: Eukaryota; Fungi; Ascomycota; Pichiomycetes; Serinales; Debaryomycetaceae. Gene Ontology annotation, biological process: regulation of transcription by RNA polymerase I; regulation of transcription by RNA polymerase III; peptidyl-threonine phosphorylation. Bases 302 to 1294 code for a protein of 330 amino acids. Gene Ontology annotation, cellular component: protein kinase CK2 complex; cytosol; nucleus. The record is from RefSeq and is a predicted model, not a curated record. The transcript has a single exon. Gene Ontology annotation, molecular function: ATP binding; protein serine/threonine kinase activity.